Molecule: messenger RNA, 6749 nt
Organism: Balaenoptera acutorostrata (minke whale)
Lineage: Eukaryota; Metazoa; Chordata; Mammalia; Artiodactyla; Balaenopteridae
Gene: NR6A1
Product: nuclear receptor subfamily 6 group A member 1
Exons: 10
Coding region: 156-1598 (480 amino acids)
Biological process (GO): regulation of DNA-templated transcription
Molecular function (GO): DNA-binding transcription factor activity; sequence-specific DNA binding; zinc ion binding
Source: RefSeq, a predicted model, not a curated record
GGGCGCGGAGCCGGGCGGCUCGGGGCCCAGAGAGCGCCGCGGCCGGCAACCCGCCGGCCCCUGACAGCCCCCUCCCCCCCGGCGGACGACGACGACGACGAGGGUGCCGGUCAUGGCGGAGCAGCGAACCGAGCGCGGGCCCUGAGCACCACCGCAUGGAGCGGGACGAACGGCCGCCUAGCGGAGGGGGAGGCGGCGGGGGCUCGGCGGGGUUCCUGGAGCCGCCCGCCGCGCUCCCUCCGCCGCCGCGCAACGGUUUUUGUCAGGACGAAUUGGCAGAGCUUGACCCAAGCACUAUUUCUGUUCCAGAUGAUCGGGCUGAACAACGAACCUGUCUCAUUUGUGGGGACCGCGCCACAGGCUUGCACUAUGGAAUCAUCUCCUGUGAGGGGUGCAAAGGGUUUUUCAAGAGGAGCAUUUGCAACAAGCGGGUAUAUCGGUGCAGUCGUGACAAGAACUGUGUCAUGUCUCGGAAGCAGAGGAACAGGUGCCAGUACUGCCGCCUGCUCAAAUGCCUCCAGAUGGGGAUGAAUCGGAAGGCAAUCAGAGAAGAUGGCAUGCCUGGAGGCCGGAAUAAGAGCAUUGGGCCAGUCCAGAUAUCAGAGGAAGAGAUCGAAAGGAUUAUGUCUGGGCAGGAAUUUGAGGAAGAGGCCAGUCACUGGAGCAACCAUGGUGACAGCGACCACAGUUCCCCUGGGAACAGGGCUUCAGAGAGCAACCAGCCCUCACCAGGCUCCACACUGUCCUCCAGUAGGUCUGUGGAACUAAAUGGAUUCAUGGCAUUCAGGGAUCAAUACAUGGGGAUGUCUGUGCCUCCACACUAUCAAUAUAUACCGCACCUUUUUAGCUAUUCUGCCCACUCUCCACUUCUGCCCCCACAAGCUCGCAGCCUGGAUCCCCAGUCAUAUAGUCUGAUUCAUCAGCUGGUGUCAGCCGAGGACUUGGAGCCAUUGGGCACGCCCAUGUUGAUUGAAGAUGGAUAUGCUGUGACUCAAGCAGAGCUAUUUGCCCUGCUUUGCCGCCUGGCUGACGAGCUGCUUUUUAGGCAGAUUGCCUGGAUCAAGAAACUGCCUUUCUUCUGCGAGCUCUCAAUCAAGGAUUACACGUGCCUCCUGAGCUCUACGUGGCAGGAAUUAAUCCUGCUGUCCUCCCUCACUGUUUACAGCAAGCAGAUCUUCGGGGAGCUGGCUGAUGUCACCGCCAAGUACUCACCCUCUGAUGAAGAACUACAUAGAUUUAGUGAUGAAGGGAUGGAGGUGAUUGAGCGGCUCAUCUACCUGUAUCACAAGUUCCAUCAGCUAAAAGUGAGCAAUGAGGAGUAUGCUUGCAUGAAAGCAAUUAACUUCCUAAAUCAAGAUAUCAGGGGUCUGACCAGUGCCUCGCAGCUGGAACAAUUGAACAAACGAUAUUGGUACAUUUGCCAGGAUUUCACUGAAUAUAAAUAUACACAUCAGCCGAACCGUUUUCCUGACCUCAUGAUGUGCUUACCUGAGAUUCGCUAUAUUGCAGGAAAGAUGGUGAAUGUACCCCUGGAGCAGCUGCCCCUCCUCUUUAAGGUGGUGCUGCAUUCCUGCAAGACAAGUGUGGGCAAGGAGUGACCUGUCCCCAGCACCCCUCCUCAGGCCAAUGGCAAGGCCUGGGGUGGGCAGGACAGGCUCCGGAAGAAAGAGCCAGAGAGACCAAGAUGGAGGCUCUGGAGCAGCCUUGCCAGUUGCCUCCAUAGCAAAAGAGUUUUUGUUUGUUUGUCUUGUUUUUUUAACCUCAUUUUUCUAUAUAUUUAUUUCACGACAGAGUUGAAUGUAUGGCCUUCAACAUGAUGCACAUGCUUUUGUGUGAAUGCAGCCGAUGCAUUUCCUUGCAGUUUACAGAAUGUGAAGAUGUUUAAUGUUACAGUGUUGUCAUUGUUUAGAGAUAGUUCUUUUGUAUUUUGAGGGAGAGGGUGGGAUGGGGCUGAGAUGACUAUUUCCAUAAUAUUGACAAAGAUGACUACCUCAGUGGAAAGGGAGGGGUGUGACCAACCCUACUUUUUCCACAUGUUCUCAGCAGAUUCAUACAUUUGUCUGUCAGAGAGCAAACUGCCUUUUUCUAGCUACAGAAUUACCAGGUAAGAGAGCACACCAUAAAAGGGAAAGUGGUAUUAGGAGGUUUACUAAGCAAAGUGGGUGAGACAUUGGGAACAGGACAAGAGAUGAGGAUUUAGCUAUCUCUUUUCUUUGGAAAGCAUGAAAGCUGAGAGUCGGGCACAGUGACCAAAUCUAAGUUAGGUGUCCUCCCUCCAGACGAGUCCUCAGGGAGAAGGGUUUCUUUUCUCACACCACACUGUGGGGCCUCCCCUCUCCACCAUCCAUACGACCACUACUAAUUUCUGCCACUGUCACCUUUUCACCUAGGCAAAGCCCUAGUGGUAAGCUAAUCCUUGGGAUUUGCCUACCAUCUCCCUUGGGGCUCACAGCUACCUAGUUUCCUUACUUUCCUUAGACUCAUUGCCUCUCCCUUAUAAAACUUGACUUCUUAUUGGCCCUUUGAAAAAACAGGUGAGUUCAGAAUGUCAUGUCCAGAGUCCUGAUGCCCACUACUGAUUUACUCUCCUUUCACCUUCAAAGAGUAGUGGGACAAAGACCAGACUGCUAAUAGCAUAAACACUCCUCUUUUGGAGUUCCCUGUUUCUCUCCCCACCCCAUCCCAUUCCACCUCCAGAUCUGAAUCUAAAACUGCAGUCUCUUUUCCAAACAGCUGGAAGGAUCAUUCACCCGUCUGCUGACCAGAAUUUUUGCCCCUACAUUCUACUCCAUGCUCUCCUAAUCUCUCCCAAAAUGAAACCAGGUUUCUUCAGAAUAGUAAGCCCAAGACCCAGAGUGGCCCAGCUGUCCCUUAGAGUUAUCCAUGGCCUGGCUGACCAAGGUAUGGAGGGCUAGAGUCCAAAGCUCCUGGAAGGGAAGGGGGCCUUUAAACUACCUCAUGUUCCUAAAGGCCUGGCUGCCCCCUCUGCAGGUAUGGCCUGGACCCCUUGUUCUUUCACUACCUGCCCCGCCUAGUCCUGGGAAAUGUUCCUUACCCUCUUGGCUUUGGCCAGUAGUCACACAAGGUCUGUCAUGGAACUCUUUCAGGUGCUUUUCCCUUCUCUGCCUUACUACAGCAGUUGUCCCUGCCUAAACCCACGUACCUCCCACAGCCAAUGCAGCAGACAGGCCAGUUAGCUGGGUACAUCUCUGGCUAGGCUUGAGGGGCCUACAGGACCUCCUUUUGCCUGUUUAGUCAAAGGCUGUUUGCUCUCUUCCCAGCUCAGCCUAGCACACUUACUCAGAGGGCCACAACAUUGUGUGCAUAUCGGGUAGUCUGCGUCAGAUUGUAAUUUUUUCUUUCCGGUGAAAUGUUACGGGUACCAGCAGAGUGAUGACUUUAUCCCUUGAUGGAUCUAAAACUCAGAGCAUUACUUCCCAAUGCCGUUUCCCCAUUUGCUCUGAGAAAGGAAAAAAAAAGAAGAGACGUGGUCCUCAGGAAAAGCACCAACCAGAAUGUUUUUCACAUGUCAAUGGGAAGAUUUGUGUGUGUGUAUUUGUUUAUUUCUAAAUUCACAAUAUUUUUGUUUUUCUGCUCUUUUAUUUAACCAACUAGAUCACACUCUUUGGCUACAGGUCAGACUCCGAGCCGCUUUCCUCAAGGUAGGGGAGGGUACACAUAUCAGAGACCCCUUCUCCAGGACGGCUCUAAUGUGCUGCAUCUUUCUUUGCUAGACCUCCAUCGGCCAAAUUAUUAUUUUUUUUUGAAAUUGCUUUUCUCUUAAAUUAAGCAUUUUACUGGUUGGGUUGGGUAUCAGAGGGAACUGCUCUCCAUGAAGCAGCAACAUGUCUCUUUAAUAAUGCAGCAUUAAACACAGCAAGUUGUUAAUUUGUCGAGUGGGGGAAAGGUUCUGCAAGUUGCCAUUGUACAAAUCCAUUUUUACAAAUGUUUGCAGCAGAUUCCACAAGAACAAAGAGCCCAUUCAUUGCUGAGAGCCCUGCAGAAUCUCUGAGCCAAGUGGCCUUGUGUUCCAAGCCGGAGCCUGACCUGUGGACCACCUUUAAUGUCUUCUGCACCCAGUCCUUUUAUGACAUGGGCUUUUUUUAAACAGGGUAAAGUGACUGUGUUGCGUCGCAAACUCAGGUAUUAUGAGAGGAAGGUAGGAGUGUAGCUAGCAGUGUGGAGACAUUAGGUCAGCCACUAGAUGUAUUUGUGAAUUCAGUUUGAAGGACACAGAGAAAGGUUGGAGGGGGAGGUUUGAUGUGUUUAUUUUUUGCCUUUCUUCCCAUGAUGUUUGGUUAACAGGUAGCCUUUUUGCUAGUGGAAAAGAAAAAAGUUGUGCAUGUUGUCUGUAAUUCCCCUCCCUUCUGUCCUCUCUCUGAUCCCCUGCCACCAGCAGCACUCACUUUGAGUGAGAAUUUUUCCACCAUAAAAAUAUGACUCUGAAGGCUGUGUGGUAAAGGAGAAUCCCACCUCAUUGCACUGCACUGAAACGUACAAGCUCUUCCCUUCCUUUCCCUUUGAAUGUUUUCUUGACCCGAGACAGAAGUUUGGAAUCUUGGAACUUCACCUACAACUCAUGCUCUAUGGCUCCUUUGUAGACUUUUGGAGUCUUUCACAAGGCUUGGUGGUCUUACCCUCAGUCUGGAGAAACUCCCCAGAACCUGUCUCAAAGCACUCCAUCUGGCUCAGAGGAUACCCAGCCCCCCAGCCAGGCCUGAUCCUUAAGUGAGGUGGGCAAACCUCCAGGGACAGAAAGCAGCAGGCAAGAACCUCUGUCCUGUUCCCCAGAUCCAGAGGAGGAGGGAUAGAGGGAACUGAGGGGUCUCCAUGGCAUCAUGACAGUCACCCUCUCCACAGCACCGUGCCUCUCACCUGCCACGCCUUGUCAGGGAAGAGAGUCCUGCCGUGGCCAGUGUGUCACCAGGUCCUUAAAGCCCUGGGCUCUCUGAGCUGGCUGCCUUGCUCUACUGCCCAUAUCCUACCUUUGUUCUCAAUUUACUGGGGAAUGGGACAGACGGAGACAGACAGACAAACCCAGUAUGGGCAACAUCUAGGCCAUGUCCAAGGUUGGCCAAAGUAAAGGGACUCUGGCCUCCCAGCAGGGCAGGAAGUUGAGCAGUGGUUCCAAGUCUUUAGCUCUGGGCCCCUGGUCUGUGUCUUUUUUUCCUUGUUGCUUUUUAAAAUUUUGCAAUUGUUUUAAGAAAUCCAGUCUUUUAGACCAGCCCUUUUAUUAAACUUUAAAUUUUUCUUUGAUUUUUUUAAAGUAAAAAAAAAAAAAAUUAAAAAAAAAAAAAAACUAAACAAAAACCCCACCACUCUUACUUUCCCCAACUUGAUCCAUGAGAGUCCCCCUGCACUCCCCUCUGCCUUUGCAGUUGAUCAUUCCUCCCUUUUCCCUCAGCUUGAAGCAUCUAUGUCCAGUGUCUGUGAAAUGAUGUUUUAUCUGUGUCUCAGGAUAAGAAAUGGCAAUCAUUCCACCAGGUGCUGGAAACUGGUUAGCCUUGAGGCAAGGGUUUCUAGGACCACAGCUCAGGGAUGUGUAUUUAAUUACAGGGUCCCCAGAAACCCCUCUCCUGGCUACCACAAGCAGCAGCUUCUUUUCUGGGCUUGGGAGCCAGACCUGGACUGUUUCCUCAGAGGCAGGGCCCCCAGAAAAGAUCCUGGGGCUUCCUCUUUGGCCAGAGCUGGGCUCCCUUGAGACUUGAAGAAUUCUGGCUGUCCUGCAACAUAAGCCGCAGUGACCCUGCCUCUACCGGCUCACAAGAUGCCUGGUCCCUCUGCCUAAUCCAGUCCUCAUCUGGCCUCCCUUCUCUGGGCCUGCAGCCCUCAAUGGGCCACAGCCUGCUCAGGAAUCAGUUGCAGGCUCAAAGGGAAGCUGUGAAUCAGGCCAGAGUUUGCUUCGAGCCCAAGAAAAAGGUUGUCUUAAUGGUGGAGGCUAGUCUUCCAAAUCCGAGAGCCAGCCCUGCCAGCCAAAGGAUCAUUUUUGCCCUUUGGUGACCAUUGUUUUCUUUCUCUGAAAUGUCUUAUAAUAGGUGAUAAUGUUGUUGACUCAAAUUUCCAUGAAAAAGAAAAAAAAAACAAAAAAACUACCUCUUGAGUGACAUCCUGGUCUAUUCCUCUCUGAGGAAUCUUGUGGGAAAAGAAUACUGUAGCUCCUGCUCUGUUUACAUGUUUCUGUUGGGAAAGAAACCCCGCCUGCCCUGGGGUGUUGGUGUUUUUGUCUAUGUUGCCAUCCCAGGCCUGCGAUAGGGGCUUGUGGCUGUGUUGUAAUGUCUGGGCCAUGUCUGAGGAGUCCUUCCCACCUGCCCAGCCAGGGACUAGCCACCCCCUUGAAGAGGCUUCCAUUUCCUUCCUAUGAUCCAAGGCACAAGGAGCACCACCUCCCGUGACACCACCUUCAGGAGCUCUGGUGGCACGUGCAUCCAUGAGCCUACCCCUGGGCUACCUACCCGAGGCCCACCUCUACCCACAGUCCUGUAUAGGAGUCGAGUAAACAGGAUGUCUUUGAGCCCUUGUCCCCAAAGGGCCGGCCAAGGGCUGCCCGCCAACCUGGCUCCAUCAAUCCUGCAUGACCAAGUGAUAGUUGGCGGGCUCUGCUACCCAGGCCCUCUGCUACCUCCCACCCUGCCAUCUGGCAAGGGAUGGGCCCUUUUCUGUGAAUUGACUACCUGUGGAAAUGUGACCAAUUAGUGUGAAAUGCAUGUUUAGCAAAUGUUAGGUACUGUAUUUGAACCAAUAAAUGUGAA